AUGGCCGGAUUCAUGCACGCUGACUACGGAGGCAUGCCGCCUAAGCAAGAUCUCUCCAAAUUCGUUUUCCCCGUUCUCAAGAGUGCCAAUAUUUUGCAAUGCAUGACGGAAUUGGGCAUUGAACUUACAAAGGAAGAGCUCACGGAACCUACUCGCCACAAAGACAAGAUCCGCAAGGUUUUUUGGCAGCUAUUGGACAUAUGCUGUGGUACUACUGAAGAAGAUCUUGAGAAACAAGCCCCGCCCACUGAUGGUUUACUUUAUCCAGAAGUUCAUGACAGCUUUAUCGAUAUGAUGUUCUUUAGGGACUUGCGCCAAUGCAUGACUAUCUGUGGAGUCUUUGACUUUUCUUUGAAAGACCUUUACGUCCCUAGAAAGGACCGCCUUCGAACCCAGCUGAGUGCGCUCAUCAAUAUGGCCAAGUUCCGCGAAGAACAGCUCAAAAUGUAUGCUGAAUUGAACGAACCUAGAGCGCAGUACCUCUCGGAACUCGCUCUCCGUCAUGAAGAGAACAAGGAGCUUGAAGCACACCGUGAGGAAGCUAUGGCAAAGAACUAUGAAGUCAUGGAAGAGAUGGAUAAGAUCGUCUCGGAAUGCGACGAACUCGAAGCCGAAAUUUCCAGAAGAAACAAAGGGCAACGAGAAGCGCGCUUACUCGUUGAAAACCUCAAGAAGGAAGGCGUUGUUCUCAAUGACAAGUUUCAAUCUGCGAAAUGGACUCUAGAAGAGGCUCGAAAUGAAGCAGAACAGCUAAUGGCUCAAGUAGUAUCCUCGCCAGACCGCAGAAAAGAAGAACUUCUUCGAAAGAGAGAGCGUCUCGAAAAAGCAAAGGCUGAAGUAAGAAACCUGCAAGAGUUGAUCCAGACAAACAAGGCCAACACAAUCAUAGUCCAGCAAUCAGUCAAAGAAAUUGAAGAAGCUAUGGAACUUCAAAAACAAGUUAUUGAAGAAGCAGAACGGUAUGAGGAAUCGAUGGGAGAGGUGCAGAAGACCAUGAAAGAGGUGGAGGAGAAUAACGAAAAGAUCCAAGAGCUGACCGAAAAGGCUGAUGAAUCGGAGCGUGCAUUGUUACGAGUUGAAGAGAAGCUAGCCCAUAUGCGAAAACAAAGCAAGAUGAAAAUGGAAGCAGCACAAGACCGCCUUGAAAUAGCCAAGGAGCAACUUGUCCAAGUUGAGAAAGAGAGACGAGAAGGUAUGGCACGCGUCAAUGCAGGUGAAGCGGAAGUGCAGGCAUUGAAGGCCAAGAUGGAGGAAGAACAAAUCAAGACCAAUAAGGAGAUUGAUGCCAUGAUUGAAGAAUACAAGAAGGCGGAAAGUGUCUUCAUGGCGAGAAACGAGCGUCGAAUGCAAGUCAUUGAGGCUGCUUUUUAA
Cylindrotheca closterium is the source of this 1371-nucleotide messenger RNA. The record is from the annotation of a GenBank genome assembly. NCBI's taxonomy places the organism in Eukaryota, Bacillariophyta, Bacillariophyceae, Bacillariales, Bacillariaceae.